Messenger RNA from Aspergillus ibericus CBS 121593, 5430 nucleotides. Its product is annotated as putative endosomal peripheral membrane protein (Mon2). NCBI's taxonomy places the organism in Eukaryota, Fungi, Ascomycota, Eurotiomycetes, Eurotiales, Aspergillaceae. Bases 98 to 5305 code for a protein of 1735 amino acids. The transcript has 7 exons. The record is from RefSeq and is a predicted model, not a curated record.
AUUUGAGCCGGUCAUUGAUUUGCAUGGCUGUUAUAAGCUCAAAUUGAUACAAACUGUUAAAUGAAACAUAUGGUACUAAUAUCGCCGAGCUCCAGAAAUGUCCUCCCAAUUUCUGCAGGCGGAGCUCUUGAACCUGAUUCAGGAAUCCAAAAGGAGGAACUCUGACCUGCGAAAUGCGGCUGAAGAAUCCCUUAAUGAAUUAAAGGCAUUGCCUUCAACUUCCGAAGCGCAGAUAUCAGCAGAUCUAGUGCGUAAACCUAAAUUCGCGAACCCAUUCAUUCUUGCCUGCCAUAGUCGCCAUGCGAAACUGGCAGGCAUCGGUGUCGUAUGCCUGCAAAGGCUAGUGGCUUCACGGUCGCUACCAUCUGAGCGAUUGAAAGAUGUUCUUGCUGGGUUGAAGGAGACGACGAACAUGAGCCUGGACAUCCAACUCAAGAUCUUGCAAUCGCUGCCUUCUCUGCUGCAGCACUAUUCCAAUGACCUGGGAGGAGACCUCUUGGUGAGCACGUUGGAGAUCUGUGCUACUCUACAAGGGAAUAAGAUGCUUGCGGUCUCUAGUACCGCCGCAGCCACGUUGCAACAACUGGUCGUGUCAACAUUUGAGCGUGUUUCAAUUGAAGACAAAAACUUCGAUAAAUCGACGCCAACGACCACUGUGAAAGUCGACGGGAACCCCGUCAGCGUAGGCUCUUUUGCAUACGAUGCUUUACGGGUUUUGGACGAUCUCUGUCGACUUAUCGAUGGUGAACCUCUGUACUUUCUUCGAAUCAAAUCCCUCUCUUCAACAUUCACUCUGGAGCUUAUCGAAAGCAUUCUGGUCAACAGUGGGAAACUUUUCGUUGUUCAUGCUGAGCUAACUCAGGUUUUGCGAGUUCGACUUAUGCCAUUGAUUGUAAGGUAUCUGUCUGAAAGACAUACCUUCUCUCAGACUGUUCGCGUCUGUCGCAUUCUCUUAGUACUUCUCAAGCGCCAUAUGUCUCUUCUACCUGCAGAGUGUGAGAUGGCCCUUGGGCUCUUGACGCAUCUACUUGAGCCUGAUGGGAACUCACCUUGGAAGCGAGUGCUUUGUAUGGAAGUCUUCCGGGGCCUGUAUCUCGAGCCGGGUCUGGUAAGGCUUAUGUAUUCCUUGUACGACAAGGAUGACCGCAGGAAGAAUAUCCUCCGAGACCAUAUGGCCUCUCUUGUUCGCCUGGCUUCCGAGAAGCCUUCUUUGAUUGGGGUCAGCAGUCGAUCAACCGUGCCUUUCCGUGCCGAGCAUGCGAGAUCUAUCACUGAAGAGCAAAUCACGCUCGAGGCAGGUGGAGUUGCAGGUGUCAUCGGAACCACCGUUCCCUCAACGGACACUGAUGUACCGGGAAUCAGCAGUCAAUGGAGCGUGGUUCGCACGCCCUACAUGGAAUUACUUGACAAGACCGAUCCUCCUUCUCCUCCCGAUACAUAUAUUUACAGUCUUGUACUCAACUGCAUCAGUAGUUUUGCUGAAGGACUCGCAAAAUUCAUCCUCCCUUUGACAGUACCUGAUUUGAAACAAAAGAGGCGGAGUCGUAUUGCCAGCCCUCAUCCAGAUGGUGGCUCUGCGCGCCCCUCACAGGAUCUCCAGAGGACGAAUUCCUCCAAAGGGUCUCAGACGUUGAGUCCUAAGAAAUCAUCCAUACCGAUCAAUCCUCUCCAGCUAGAGUCACAUCCUCAGCUACCAGCAAUCCAAAGUUGUGCUGGUAUAAUUGAAAACUGCUGGCCUGCCAUACUCGCCGCCUGCUCAACAUUUCUCUAUGCAUCUCUCGACGAUGAUUUUUACCACAAUCUCGUCCGGUCAUUCCAGAAGCUGGCUCAUGUGGCGGGCCUUCUUAGGUUGUCUACGCCGCGCGACGCCUUUCUGACAACUCUUGGCAAGGCAGCCAUGCCAGCAGAGGCAAGUGGCACGAGGUCUGCGAGCAUUGCGGUGGCCACAACAACUGCUUCUCAAUCGAAUCCAGCGGCAGAUGAAAAGUCGAAGAACUCGCAGGCGUCGCUUGCCGGUUUUCCAUUACCAGCCGAGACUCCCGGUGCGCCUUCUGACGUUGCAUUCGUGUCCCUCAGUACCCGGAACCUCCUAUGCUUGCGCGCUUUGCUUAAUCUGGGCAUAGCCCUAGGUCCUACUCUUGACCAGCCGGCCUGGUCAAUAAUCUUAGGAACACUUCAAGACACGGACUUGCUGAUUGGCAUGGCCUCCACUAAGUCCCAAGCCAGCAGUUCCGGGGAAAUUUCAUCGCCUUCUGGUGCCGAUGUGCCCAAAGCUAACCUCGGUUCCGAAAUCCUGGCUGUCCAGACAGCUUCGGCUAAAAUGCUGGAGAGCACUAGCGACUAUCCCAGUGAUUCAUUCCAGGAGGUCUUGACUGCACUCCUGGAUCUCUCUGGAACAGCAGAAGAGCCAACACAAGAGUCGCCUGAGAAUAUGUCGAACACCGUCCUUUCGCCUCAAUCUCGCUCCAGUCUAUUGCGCAAAAGCACGCACCGCGUAUCGCGCUCUAUGGGAAAGUCUAGGACGCAGGAUGAGCUACUGAGGUUUGUAAUCGAGAAAGCAAAUGAGCUGGCCAGAGCAAACCUCGAGCGGUUCUCGUCACUAGCUGAAAGUGAUCAAGACGCUUGGCAGCUUCUUACAGGAAGAUUAAUGUCGAGCGCAGCGGACAGAUCAAACAUUCAAAAGCUUCGUCUACGAGCCAAUGAAGUACUAAAUAGCGUCGUUUUCCAGACACUGAGGCAGACGGAUAGCGGCGAUGUCUCCGAGCGGAAUGCGCGGCAGAUGAGGAAUCUUCAGACACUCAAGCUUCAAGUUCAAUUGCUCUACGAUGCAGGUGCGUGCUCAGCGGGGUCACCUUCAGCGCCCGUGGCCGAAGUACAUGAACAGAGUUUGGAAACCUUGAAGAGUAUCCUUGAGCAAUAUGCUGAAACAUUUGCUGAGGGAUGGUCUAUCGUUUUCGAUCUCAUAUCAAGCGUCUUUGGUGAGACCAAGGGAACGGAAGCACCUAGAAAGGGGCGUCAGCCGUCGUCAAUAGUGAACUCGCCUCGACUAGUUCGGGUGGCGUAUAAGUCCCUGCAGUUGAUAGCUUCCGACUUUAUCUCCCUGCUUCCGCUGCCCUGUCGGUUGAAUCUUGUGGACUCCUUUUCGAAGUUUGCCUUGCAACAGCAGGAUUUCAAUAUCUCACUGACAACCACAUCGUCUUUCUGGAAUGUGUCCGACUUUCUUCAAGGACAAAUCGAGCAGUUUUGCAUUGAGACACAUAUUGACUCCUCUGUGACUGAAGACACGCUUGCAGGAUUAGCUAAGGGGGAUGAUCCUUCUGUCUCACGGAACGCACUGUGGCUGUUGCUGCUUCUUCGCAUAGUUGAUCUCACCACGGAUAGCAGGCCAGAGAUUCGAAACUGCGCGGUCCAGACUCUCUUAAGAAUAUUCGAUGCCUACGGCCAACAACUCUCGCCAAAGGCGUGGCGCUUGUGUCUCAACCGCGUUCUAUUUCGGAUGGUGGAGGAGAUAGAAACCGAGCUCACGCUUGCACGGGCUAAGGACAGCAGUCGCACUCCGGAUGAACUCAAGGCGUGGAUCGAAACUACGGUUGUCAUGAUAAAGGGGGCUUCCGAUCUUAUCACGACUUUCUUUGAACCAAUUGUCCAAGACGACUUAUUCGAUCAAUCCUGGGAACGCCUACUCGGCUAUUUCCGGAAAUUGAUCGACUUGCGUCUCUUAGAAUUCAGUGAAGGAGUAUACUCGAGUCUGUCGAACAUCCUUCUUCGUGUGCAGACACCGUCCGGGCUGAGCAAACAGGCUCUGAAUUCCACAUGGUCGUUAUGGGUAGAGGGACACCCAGCCGACAGUGAAGAUCUACUAGACCUAGACCGUCCAAAUCAAGAGGCGGCCAUAGCGUACCUCGAAUCGUUUCAACAGAUCUAUCGGCUAUACAAGGACGAUCUUGAGGGGGAACGUGUCGAAAGCAUCCUCGGACAUUUGCGCCUUCUUGCAUGGAACUCAAUAUGCCCUCCAUACUCGCCAGAUAUUGACCGCCCAUCUCGCCUGCAGACAAUGAUUAUCGAAUGCUUGAGGACACUAUGCAACGAGAAGGACAAUUCACAGCCAGAGAUUCUCUUAUGUCUUGCCGAUCUUGCGGAUUCACCGCUAUCCAAAUGGUCCACUGAGAGUGACUCGAAGAGACCAACCUAUCUCGCUUUCUCCAAAAGUGCGAUAGAUCUCCUCAGCUGGUAUAUCGCCGACCAUGGUAUCAAGAAAGACAUAUUCACAAACGGAGCCCUAGCGACAGCUCUAGAGCAUCUCGCGCACCCAAUCGUCCAAAGAUAUGAGUGGUCAGGAAAGGAUCGCGAACCAAGCCUUUGGCGAAAAUCCACUACGGCGGCUUUGAACAUUCUCCAAGUUGCGAUUCCCUAUGUGGAAACACAAUACGACAACCCAGAUCAACCGGAAAUCCAGCGUUUCUGGAAGCAGGCAAUCACCAUUGCAAGUGGUAUCGUCACUGCCCGGGGCUAUCGAACCGCCUCUCUUCCUCGAGCCACCAUCCUCGCCGACGAGUCCUUUGACGUGACUGCUUUCGAGCGACUCAAAACGCUCAUCAUCCCAUCACUCGGGGCGUCCGUGAUCCCAAACUCCAUCCGUCGGGAUUUCUCGAGCGCCCUAUUGCUCUCCUCCUUUAUCUACCUCCCCCAACGCUUCGAUCUCCCUACCAAAUCCCUCCAGGACGAUCCCCUAAGUGACAUCUACGAAAUCCGGCCCGGAAGGACCUUCGAACCCCCACCAACAACGCGCACAAAAAUGGCAUACAUGCUCAUCGACACACUCUUCGAACUAGCAUCCUCCCCGACACAAAACACCCACAACCAAACCACGCAAACUGCCGCUCGCAUCACCCUCGCCCAGUCCAUCACCCCAUACCUCAUCCUCCGCUGUGCCGUCUCCCUGAAAGGCUAUAUCGCAGACCAACCCCUACGCGGCCUGAUGCCACAGCCCACCCCGGCCCGCAAAUCCCUCCUCCAUCUCCUCCACGGCAUGGUGGCCCUGCACAGCGAGCCGUCGGCAAUCCCUCCACUCCCCACGACCGGAACCCCAACCGAAUCAGCCUCAGCCUCAGCCUCAGCCCCCGCUAGCACCACUGCCCAGGACCACAAAAGGCACCUUGCAUGGAUCUACCCGCUCGUUGUGCGGGCCGUGCCGGUCGCCGGGAAGGAACAGGAUGAUGGCGAGGUGCUCCAUGCUCUCGGGAAGGUCUUACAUGAAGUUGGUACUGGUAUUGGUUCUGGUACUGCUGGUGGUGGUUAUGUGUAAUGUACAGGUUUCCCCACGUGUCCUAUACUCGAUCACCUGUGGGAUGCUUAUAUAGACGAGAGGAUUAUAUAGCAAGCGUCCCCAGUGCUCCUUGUCUGUCUGUUUUUAAGCCUUUGUAUGUAUGA